AUGGUUGAUAUUCUCAGAGCAUCUUCUUUGUUGCUUGACUGUGAAGAAGAUCAUGUAAUGAAAGUGCAUGACCUCAUCAGAGACACUGCAAGAACUUUGGCUGUCAGAGACCCAAAGUACGCUUUCUUAUUCUUAAGAUGUGGCUCGCGGUUGCCUGAUGAUGCUGAUUAUGGUACUCGGAAACUAUUGCAUUUACAUCAGGAGAAGAAUGAGAUUCAAUAUCCUAAUGAUCUGGUGUGCCCAGAUCUGCAUAGCCUGUGGCUACUAUGCAAUAAACAGGCACAACUGUUCUCAGGUGGCUUUUUCAAUAUGUUUAACAAUCUCAGAUUUUUAUUAAUCGAAGGUAUGGUUUCUUCUUUCGAGCUGCAAUUCUCUCUUCAACCAUUGGCUCAACUUAGGACGCUUAUUCUAGAUGAUUGUGACAUUACUCACAUUAAUCAGGCAAAAAAUAAUUGUUUCCCCGAAAAACUAGAAACUCUUUGCUUCUGGAAUUGUGAUCUCCCAGUGCCUCUAAAUUUACCAAACCUGAAAUAUCUCCGAAAGCUGGAAAUAGAGCAGUGGAGAGGUGGAGUGCAGAUGGUUCCAAAUACCAUUUCUAGUUUAUCAAGUCUUGAGGAAUUGCAUAUACCAAAUGCAUUCGAGAUUCGGGGUGAUAUAUCUGCUGUUCCCGAGCCCACAUUGGCCGAGAUCACUAAAUUGACCAGUCUGAAAAGUUUGCGGCUCUUCUUCAGGGUUCCUGAAUCUUUUCAAGACACAAAGGUAUUUCAAAAUUUACUUGAAUUUAAUAUAUGUGUCCCAAGGCCAAGUAAAGAUGUUUGUUAUCUUUUAAAUACCGGUGUUUCUGUCAAGAGAUCUCUUGAGUUAAAUGGCAAUCAGUUAGAAGCCUUGGUAAUUCUGGUAGAGAGGGCUGAACAAAUUCUCUUGCGGUGCACUGAUAUUAAUGUGAGUAGCAUUUGGCAUCGAAACAGAGAAGCAUUUGCAGACUUGAGAUACCUGUACAUUCACUACUGUGAGAUUGAGUUUCUAGCACGGAUGUCAGAGGAUAUGAUUCGAAGGAUGUCAGAGGAUAUGAUUCGGCCUAGUCUUCAACCAUCGAUAUCUUUCUCUAAACUAAGCAUUUUACAAAUUAGAGGCUGCUCUGCAAUGAAAUACCUCUUCUGCAGCAGAGUUGCGAAAUGUCUUAUGCAACUUCAACAGCUCUGCAUAGAUGACUGUCCCCUUUUGGAAGCAAUAGUCACGAAUGAAGGCACGAGUGACGGAUACAGCAUCAACUUGUUCAAAUUAAAAUCAUUAAAGCUAACAAAGUUGCUAAGACUCAAAAGCUUUUACAGGGAAGAGAAAGAUAUGGACGAUUCUGUCAUUUCGUCUGUACAAUUUCAGCCUCUCUUUGAUGAUACGGUUGCGUUCCCUUGGUUGGAAGAACUUCAUAUUGUGGAUUCGAGUCAUAUAAGUGAUAUUUGGGGGAAACAAAAUUAUGAAGACAAUUUAUCCUCCUUUUGCAGACUCAAAAGCAUUAAUUUAUGGGAGUGUAAUAAACUUGAAAGUGUGAUUCCACAUGCCAUGAUGCAGAGGCUGCAGAAUCUGGUAUGCCUAGACGUAUCAUUCUGUAGAUCUUUGGUAUCUGAAAUUGGUACCAAUGGCUGCAAUGUUGAUGCAAGUCCACUGGUAGCACUACGUCGUAUGCAUCUCCGCGGCUUGCCUUGUUUGACAAAGACAGGGUUGAACUCUACGGAGCAUUCUGGAGCCAUGACUCUGUAUCCUAAUCUCCAAGAUUUAAAUAUAUGGAAUUGCAAUAGCUUGAGAAACGUGUUCUCUCCUCGUAUAGCUAGAGAUCUUACGCGACUUGAGAAAAUGUGUGUAGAACACUGCAAGGCGAUGGGAGAGAUUAUUGGACAGCGUGAACAAGGGGACAUCACGGAUAUGAUCCUGUUCCCUAAGCUGUCGAUUUUGAAGCUCGACUCUUUGCCAACUUUAAGCAGCAUUGGGUGUUACAAGGUUGAAUUCGCGAACUUGGUGGAUUUGGAACUCAGAGGUGUUAAAUUUAACUUUGAAGAAAUGGAAUUUGGCAGAGAUGAUUCCACUAGCGGACUCAUACGUUUGCAUGUAAGUUGUGAUAACAACAUUCAACUCCCAAGUAAAUGGAAAUGUAGAUUACAUAAUCUGGAAACAAUGGUAUUAAAUCACUGUUGGUGGCAUGAACUGAACUCUCUGCAAUUCCAGAGAUUAAAAGUGCUCAGUGUUAGUAACUAUGGAGGCGCUACCCUUUUCUCCUUCUCAAUUUUCAAAAGUCUACAACUCCGCAAAUUAGUAGUAUCAAAUUGUGCUUUACUGGAAGAUAUUGUGGAGGAUGCAAGGGGGUGAUGAACCUUCUAGCGCGCAGAAGAUAACUAUUACACUCUACAAGCUUGAAUCAGUGAUUCUUCAAGAUUUACCAAAGCUCAGAACUUUUAUCCACACUGCAAAUUAUGAUUUUCAUGUGCCGGCCUUAAAGAAGGUGAAAGUUAGUAACUGCGGACUCACUACUCUUUUCACCUGCUCUGUCUUUGCUAAACUCCAACAACUCAAGAGAUUAAAGGUAUGGAAAUGCCGAUUGUUGGAAGACAUUGUUGAGGAUGCAAGAGGUGAUGAAACUCAUGUCACAUGUGACAAGAUUAUCACCCUGUCGCGACUCUCUUCAGUUAUGCUUCGUGAUUUGCCAAACCUCAAAAGUUUCAGUCGCUCUGUAAGGUAUGGUUUUAAUAUGCCAGUAUUAGAUGAGCUUUAUCUGCAGAAGUGUCCGCGGGUGGAGAUGUUUACUUCCUUGGAAACCAGCACAGGACUGGUAUCAGUAUAUAGUGAAUGGCACAAGGGGGAAAAAGUUGCAGACCUGAACAACUACAUAACACAAAAUCGCGAAAGAGGAAGUGAUUUCAACAAUAGUGCUGGAGAGCCUAAUUCAAGAACACGAAACAGAAGCAGAGAGAGUUGAAGUCAAGCAGCCUCGUGAUUGUAAAGUUAAAGAGGAAGAUGAGUUGUAGAUAGCAGCCUGGGGAAUAGAAAGUUCAAAGGAGCAGCAUUAGCCCUCAGCUUCAUGUGCAUAUAUUAUUUCAACAAACCAUUUUUUUUUUUUCAAGUGUUUCUGGGCCUGUUAAUAAAAGUCACAACAUGCCCUCUUUCCUGGAAAAGGGCUGUGUUUUUCAA
Molecule: messenger RNA, 3180 nt
Organism: Daucus carota subsp. sativus
Lineage: Eukaryota; Viridiplantae; Streptophyta; Magnoliopsida; Apiales; Apiaceae
Exons: 3
Coding region: 1-2361 (786 amino acids)
Source: RefSeq, a predicted model, not a curated record